AAAGCCUUAGUGUCAGUUCUGUUUGCAAAACAACUCGAUUUGGUAAACUGUAUCUCUUUCAAACAAAUGUGAUGGAUUCCGUUAGUAGAAAUCGUAGCAAUAGAUAUGAUAGGGUAAUGUCUCGUGUUAGCAAUCAAUCACGGUCCAGUCUUAGAUCGAAUUCGUUUGUUACACGCCAUGAUAUCCCUUCAUCUGUAAGAGUUGGCGCGAAACCAUCUGUUUCGAAUGUGAGUUCCGGAGUUUUUAAUGAACUUCCAUUUGUUUUGAAUGACUAUGUGCCAGAUACGGAUCAGGAAAAAGUGAGAAAAUCGUAUGUUGUGAAACCUCGUAAAACAAUUAAGUCUUUGGACCCCGCGCUAUCUCCGCCUCGCACGGUUACUAAGCUUAAGAAAUCAGUUAAAAAACCUUCGAACUUUCAAGUUCAGGAGUCGGCUCCUUCGGUAUUAGUUAGCAGCGGUGAAAAGUGGUCGAGUUCUCAUUUUAGGGAGUGUUUAUCUAGUAGGUCUCAUACAAGACUAAAGGAUUUAAAGGAUGAAAUAAGAGCCUACAAUGAAACGGAGAAGCUGAUGAAACUUCGCAGUAAUUUGUAUAAGAAGUGUGGAGUAGUGUUGGAUGAUGUGGGCAAUGUGGCUGAAGAUAAGGCAGUGCAAGUAGAGCCACCGGGACUCAAGCCCGAUGAUGCUGAAGUAAUUAAUAGAACGGAGCAGCAGCACUACCGAGAGAAUGCCCGAGCCCCUUUGUCUGACCAACAGAUGAGAAGUGUCGCGUCACGAUACCCAGUCGAUCGAUAUUUGGUUGAAAGCAGCAAUAAGUUUGAAAUGGUAAAUAUCAUAGACAACGAUUUAUGGAACACUGAACCAGCUUUGAAACCAGAAGAUGAAAUUAUAUUAAGAAAACUGCAUGAAAUGCUGCAAUCGACUGCGGAUGACCUAAAGCUACUUUCCGGUGAACUGUCAAAAUUCCAUGAGCCGGGUGUGCAAGUUAAAACUACGCCUACACCAUUAGAUGAAGAAUUUAAUGAGAAAGUUCAUAUUGAGGAAAUUGUAAAUGCCAAAUUCCAUGGUUACAAAAUCAUUGAUAACCCUGCAAAUAUAGCUAAGUACAAGUCGAAUAAAGAUUUAACAGAGAAUAAGAAAAGUAUGUUAAAUUCACAAAAAUCAAAUAUUACUAAUGUUAAUAUUCCGGUCAAGCCUCCACCCGUAUCUAAGAAGCCUAUUUUAAAUAGAAAUCUAGAAGUAACUCGCACCAAAAUCAUACAAAUAGACGGUAACGAAAAUAGUUCCAAGACUGAAAAGCUUAAUAAUGGUAAGGUAGUCAACGCCCCAGCUGUAGCUUAUAACGAAUAUUGUUUUAAAUAUGUCGAACCUAAACUAAAGACGCCACGCAGAGUUUUACAAGUACAAGAAAUGCCAACUAUUGAUAUCAGAAGUGAAUUAAAAGAACAGAAAGUGUUACAAUUAGACAUAUUACCUGAGGAUAAAGAACAUGAGAAGGCUGCCACAGUCAUGAGAAAUGUUGCUGUAGUUGCUUGCGCCCAUGAGGUGCCCAGAUCAAAUUCACAAGAACCAACUAAAGCCUCACCUGUGCCGACUGCAUCACAGAAUCAACCUCAAAUUAAGGCUAUAACGAUUCGAAAAGUAUCUAAAAUGUCUACCUAUGACAGUAGUGGGUCCACUAAGAACACGAGCUCCGAUACGCCAAGUUUGAUAAAAACACAACAGCGUAUCCUAGCAAGUAUUAGAUCUUCUCCAAAAAGCUCAUCGCGCAAUGAACGCAAAAAAGUCAAUCACAAAAAAGACUUGGAUAAGCGUCCUCGCUCAAAUUUAGAAGAAUGGCGCAAAAAACUUAACUCGGUUUAUGGGUCUACGAAUACAAAAAAAAAUAAAACUCCAAAGCCUAAAACAAGCAAAAGUAAAGAGUCUCUGAGUAAAACCAACGUACCUUCUCAUGUAACGAGUAAACCCAAUAACUUAAAUAAUAUCCAAUACAUACCGUACUCCAAGUUGACUGUAGGAGGUGUUAGAGCAAGCGAUAUUGAAAGAGAAAUAUCAGACAUACCUAAUAGCAGAGACAUACCAUUGAGCCCAAUAUUAGACAAGAUCUUAAGCAGCCGUGAAAAUUCUUUUAGCAAAAAUAGUCCUCGAAAUCACAAACUAAAAGAGACUAAUAUACUCACGACCUCUGACGAAAAUCUACUGCAAGAAGUAAUCGAUAUAGAAAGAACUGUUAGUGAGACUCUAUCAAAAAAUGUCAAAAACAAUAAAUAUGAAGAAAAAGAUGAAGUGGCAAAACGAAUUCCAAGUGAUAGUGACGACGUUAAGGAAAAUGAAAGCUAUGACGAUGACUUUGAAGAUGAAAAAUCAGAACAUUCAGAACAAAAUUCGGAAGUACAGAAAACAGAUAGCUCACAUUCCAAUAAACAUGAGAAAUCCAGUGAAGCCGAUGUUACUAUUGAUAGUAACGAUGAAGAUCCAGGAACUCAAACUAAAAACCAGGAAACAACGCCAAGCACUCAAAACAUUCAUAAUUUGACAUAUACAAAACCAAACCUGUCUUUUAAAAAUACUGUUGAUAUAUUUGAAUUCGUACAUUCUGUUGAUACACAAGAUACAGCAACACAGAGUAAUACAGGACAAAGGAUAGCCCCGAAAGAAACUCAAACGUCACCAAUAUGCGACAAAAACUUACAACCUAUACACAAUGAUCUUUGGCCUUGUAUAGACCCAAAAGGAGAAGUAGAGAAGAUGUUUAAAAUUGAAAAAGAUUUUAUUAAAAAACUUAUUGUGGAUGAAUAUGGCGAUAUCUUAGAAAAAAAUAUUGACAAACCCUCGACUUCGAAAGGGACCGAGAUUCGGAAGAACGUGGCAGCCUCACAGAAAAACACACAAACUUCUCCAGCACAUGUAAAAAAUGUCAUGACAUCACCUACUAGAACUAAAACCAGAACUACAUCACCAUUUGCUGCAUUGACAGUAGACCAUCACACCAGCCCACUAAUAUUCGUAACUAACGAAGACGAUAAAGAAGAAGUCGAAAACGAAGAUGAUCCUGGUAUAUCCAUUAACCUGUCUUCACCAAGAUUCAGUCUGCGUCUACCUCGCACAUCUAGGGAGGUUUUAUCUAAUAUUGAAGAUAGCAUACCAAGAACAAUUGUGAAAAGCUCGAGACAUGUUUUUAAACGUAAUAAUACAACAUCAAGUUCUAGUUCAAUGGAAGUAGAAUCAUCUGAAAUUAGCAGUCUAGGUGAAAUAAAACUAAAGAGGAAAUUUGGUCGUACUAGAAUUUUAUCAGACUCAGAAUCUGUUAGUUCCUCUAAAUGUAGUUCAGAUUUUUUCUCAGGCAUAUUACCUUUGAAAAGUGAAGGUGAAAUGAGUUUAGGUCAUAUAAAGAAGUCUAAUAAGCAAAACAAGUCAAGUGAGGGGGAAGCUAGCUUGGGUCUAUUGUAGCAGUUAUUUUCUAUGAAUUUGGUCUUAGAUCAUUAUUUUGGUGCCUUAACUGUUGACUUUAAUUUAAAGAAAAUAUAAUUGAGGAUCAGUACUGAUAAAUUAGUACUAAGUAUUUCUUUUGGUUAAAUAUUGCUUCUAAUAAGAAUGUGCUAAUGAAAUUGAUAAUGUAAUUAUUAUUUUAUGAAUUACUUAUUAAUGGAUUAUAUGUCAUGUCAAAUGUGACAACAAAAGGUUUUACAACAUAUUUGUUGUAAAACAGUUAAAAUGAAGUGUCAACACUUUAAAAAAAAUACUUGGAUGAAAUUUAAUGUCUUCCUAUAAAAUGCUCUAUCUACAAGACAUACUAGGUACAUAAAAAUAUUUGAGCUUAUUUCUGGCCAUUAACCAAUUUUUUGGCAAAUAUUAAAAGGUACACUAUAUUAAAUUAUUAAGUCAAACAGAAGUUGUCUAAAAGUAGUUAGUAACAGUACUGAUUCACAAUUAUAGUACUAAUGUGUGUUCAUUGUCACUAUUUGUUGAUCACCUGAAGUACAAAUCAGUUAGCGCAUAUACCUACUUUAAUUUUUAUCUGUAAGUAUCUGUACAUAUUUUAGUAUAUUUUAUAUGCCAUUUAGUUAUAUUUUAAUUAGGAACUAAGCAUAUUUUGCAUUGCAACUGAAUAAACAGUUGUUACUUGAA
Molecule: messenger RNA, 4124 nt
Organism: Trichoplusia ni (cabbage looper)
Lineage: Eukaryota; Metazoa; Arthropoda; Insecta; Lepidoptera; Noctuidae
Exons: 5
Coding region: 72-3446 (1124 amino acids)
Source: RefSeq, a predicted model, not a curated record